Messenger RNA from Coffea arabica (coffee), 1510 nucleotides. Its product is annotated as protein CONSERVED ONLY IN THE GREEN LINEAGE 160, chloroplastic. Lineage: Eukaryota; Viridiplantae; Streptophyta; Magnoliopsida; Gentianales; Rubiaceae. The record is from RefSeq and is a predicted model, not a curated record.
UGUUCGUAAUUUAAAAGCCCUGUGCAUAAUUCAUUCCCGGAAAUAUCACAGCCAUCUCUGAUCAAACUACCGGUGCUCCUUCUCUGACGUAAUCACGUUUCCCUCCACCAAAUUACACACACAACACACAGCACAAUGGCGGUAGUGAACUGCUACAUCUCCUUAACCUUAUCACAAGAUUCCUCAGCAGCAGCACAGCCAGCAGCUCGAAGUCCAAGAGAAACCAAGAUUUUGCUGCCAAAAAAGAAGCCUCUCAAAUGGUCUACUGGGGUGGCUCCAGGGGAGUGGGGCGGCCCACCAACUACGUCCAAGCUCAGGAAGUACUGGGGUGGCCAGGAUGAGGACCCGCUAACUUCUGAUGACUUCAUUUGGAAUAAAGAUUUCAUGGGUCGCAUGAAAAGGCUCAUUGAGGACCCUGCUGAUGGUGUUGGGAAUUCCUCAUUUGACCCUAUUGCCUCUCCGGCAAAGGGACAGUCUUCUGGAUUUCUUAGCUUGAAUAGGGUCAUGAGUCUUGACAGUCUGGAAGUUGACUUGAGCAAGGAACUAACAGCUCCUUCAAAAGCUGUAGUAGAAGAACAAGUUGAGGAGACUCAAGCUAAUGGUACUGCAUCACGAAGAUGGAGACCAGCACCAACACGACGUGAGCAAGAGAAGUGGGACAGAGCUACCAAGGCUGCAACAGGAGGCAGUGAUGUGAUGUUCCGGGAAAUUCGGCGACCAAAAGGGGAUCCAGAAGUUUUGGCAGCUCAGUCAAGGGAGCAGUAUUUUAAGUUGAAAAAGAAGUUGCAAUUCCUUACUCUAGGCAUUGGUGGAAUUGGUGUACUCUCGGCUUAUAUAUCCUAUACUCCUGAAAUUGCUGCAAGCUAUGGUGCUGGACUGCUUGGCUCUUUGGCUUAUAUGAGGAUGCUUGGGAAAACGGUGGACUCCAUGGCUGAUGGAGCAAAGGGGCUUAUCAAGGGAGCAGUUGGGCAGCCGAGGCUCUUGGUUCCUGUUGUCUUGGUCAUGAUCUAUGAUAGAUGGAAUGAGAUUUUAGUUCCGGAAUAUGGUUUCAUGCACCUUGAAUUGAUACCUAUGCUAGUGGGAUUUUUCACUUACAAGAUUGCUACCUUUUUCCAAGCUAUCGAGGACACAUUGACUGUCUCUGGAGAGAAAAGACAAGCUUAGCAUGCAAUAGUCUGCUACUUAUACUCCUGUCAUUCUUGAUGAAGUUUAUAGAGAUGCCAGAUGAUUAUUUGUGAAGCUAGAAAGAAAACUACUUGGUAUAUUCCAUACAAGGUGGGGAUCAUCAGAGAUAGUGCUCCAGAUGUUAACAAUGUGAAACUCUAUAGUAUAUACAUAAUUUGUGCAUCUGGUGGACAUCCAGAAGUCGAAAAUCUUUCUGCUUACACUUGCAUCUUGUUAUAAAAUUCUUUUAUGCAGAAGAACUUGCAUCUUGUUGAGAAACAAUAUGUUACCCUUUUAACAGAUGCUUGUGAUUCGAUAUCUAUUGUUAGAGAUUCUUUUGUCUGUU